AAUAGCCCCUCUCAUCCGCCCCCUCUCCACUCCCUCGCUCACUCCCCAAGCGCGCGGUGUAGAACCCUAACCCUAAUCUCGGAGCCUUAUCCACCAAGGUGCGGCAAAACCCUAGCCCCCCCGAAUCCGUCGCGAGGCAAUAUAUGGCUUCUGCUUUCGGCACCAUUUCGACAGUCGGCCUCGCGGCUGCCCCAAGCAGCUUUGCGAAGGAGAAGAGGCUUUCGGCUUCUGAGAAGCUCUCUUCUCUUGCUUCUAUUUCAUCCAGCUCUGUUGGUGCUAGGAUGCAGAAUGUUAGACUCCAGAAGAAGCACAGCUCCAAGAUCAGAGCAAUGGCGAAGGAGUUGUACUUCAACAAGGACGGCUCAGCUAUUAAAAAGCUGCAGAUCGGAGUUAAUAAGCUUGCCGACUUAGUGGGAGUCACACUUGGUCCCAAAGGAAGGAAUGUUGUUCUAGAAAGCAAGUAUGGGUCCCCUAAAAUUGUGAAUGAUGGUGUCACGGUGGCGAAGGAGGUUGAGCUCGAGGAUCCUGUCGAGAAUAUCGGAGCUAAGCUGGUGAGGCAAGCUGCUGCUAAGACCAAUGACUUGGCUGGAGAUGGGACAACCACUUCUGUCGUUCUUGCUCAAGGAUUAAUCGCUGAAGGCGUUAAGGUAGUUGCUGCGGGUGCCAACCCUGUCCAGAUAACGCGCGGUAUUGAGAAAACAAGUAAAUCUCUCGUUGAAGAGUUGAAGAAAAUGUCUAAAGAGGUUGAAGACAGCGAGCUUGCUGAUGUGGCUGCAGUGAGCGCCGGAAACAACUAUGAAAUAGGUAACAUGAUCGCCGAUGCCAUGAGUAAGGUGGGUAGGAAGGGAGUGGUCACCCUUGAAGAAGGGAAAAGUGCCGAAAAUAGCCUUUAUGUUGUGGAGGGAAUGCAAUUUGACCGAGGCUACAUUUCUCCUUACUUUGUUACUGAUAGUGAGAAAAUGACUGUGGAGUAUGAGAAUUGCAAGCUGCUGCUUGUUGACAAGAAAAUUACAAAUGCCAGAGAUCUUAUCAAUGUUUUGGAAGACGCCAUAAGAGGCGGAUAUCCGAUUAUUAUAGUUGCUGAAGAGAUUGAACAGGAAGCUCUUGCGACUCUGGUCGUGAAUAAGCUGAGGGGGGCACUGAAAAUCGCCGCAUUGAAAGCCCCUGGAUUUGGAGAGAGGAAAAGCCAGUACCUUGAUGACAUUGCAAUUUUGACUGGAGCUACUGUGGUUAGAGAUGAAGUUGGGUUGUCUCUGGAUAAGGCCGACAAAGAAGUUUUGGGCACUGCGGCAAAGGUUGUGCUUACCAAGGAUUCAACCACCAUAGUUGGUGAUGGAAGCACUCAGGAGCAAGUGGCCAAACGAGUUGCACAGAUCCGAAACCUAAUUGAGGCUGCGGAGCAAGAAUAUGAAAAGGAAAAGCUUAAUGAGAGAAUAGCUAAACUCUCCGGCGGUGUUGCUGUAAUUCAGGUUGGAGCCCAAACAGAAACCGAGCUGAAGGAGAAGAAACUGAGAGUGGAAGAUGCUCUCAACGCCACAAAGGCGGCUGUCGAGGAAGGUAUUGUUGUUGGCGGCGGCUGUACACUUUUGAGGCUCGCAUCGAAAGUCGAUGCCAUUAAAGACACCCUUGAAAAUGAUGAGCAAAAGGUUGGGGCUGAUAUAGUCAAGAGGGCCUUGAGCUACCCACUGAAGUUGAUCGCUAAAAAUGCGGGCGUUAACGGAAGCGUCGUCACUGAGAAGGUUCUCGCCAGCGACAACCUUAAAUUUGGUUAUAACGCCGCGACCGGAAAAUACGAGGACUUGAUGGCUGCCGGUAUCAUCGAUCCCACCAAGGUGGUGAGAUGCUGCUUGGAGCAUGCGUCGUCAGUCGCGAAGACGUUCCUGACCUCGGACGUGGUGGUGGUCGAAAUCAAGGAGCCCGAGCCUGCCCCGAUGACGAACCCGAUGGAUAAUUCCGGUUAUGGAUACUAAUCGAUCGAUCGACGGCGAAAACCAUGACGAGAGCGCGGGGCGGUGUUCCUUUUUUUUGUAGAUCAAUGUUUCGGUUCGGCGAGGCGAGGGAUUGAUUAAUUUUUGUUCUAUUUAAAGUCCUAAUAUGAUGCAACAGCAUAGAUCUAUCUUGCUUAUGAGGAAUUUAGCUUCUUUUUUUUUUCAUUUUUCAUUUUAUUUUAUUUUUUAAGAAGAGAGUUUUCAUAAUCAUUGUCUCCAGUUAUAACACUUGUAGCUCAGGAUAAGAUCUCAGUUUUUAUGCUGCUUUUUGUUA
Molecule: messenger RNA, 2262 nt
Organism: Ananas comosus (pineapple)
Lineage: Eukaryota; Viridiplantae; Streptophyta; Magnoliopsida; Poales; Bromeliaceae
Product: ruBisCO large subunit-binding protein subunit beta, chloroplastic
Exons: 15
Coding region: 144-1970 (608 amino acids)
Biological process (GO): protein refolding
Molecular function (GO): ATP binding; ATP-dependent protein folding chaperone
Source: RefSeq, a predicted model, not a curated record